Messenger RNA from Osmerus eperlanus (European smelt), 3157 nucleotides. Its product is annotated as zinc finger protein 271-like. Gene Ontology annotation, biological process: regulation of transcription by RNA polymerase II. Gene Ontology annotation, cellular component: nucleus. Gene Ontology annotation, molecular function: DNA-binding transcription factor activity, RNA polymerase II-specific; RNA polymerase II cis-regulatory region sequence-specific DNA binding. The transcript has 2 exons. The coding region runs from base 131 to 1354 and encodes 407 amino acids. NCBI's taxonomy places the organism in Eukaryota, Metazoa, Chordata, Actinopteri, Osmeriformes, Osmeridae. The record is from RefSeq and is a predicted model, not a curated record.
AAUAUGUUGAGCGGCGCGAAAGCAAUAAGAAGCACCUCUCGCCUGGUCUCAAUUCUUUUCCUGUUUUUCAGAUCCCCCAUUGGACAACAAUACUUGAUCGUGGGUGGAGACUAGACAGAGAAGACAUCUUAUGGCUCCAAAGAGACUACAGAGAGAGAGAGACUCAACCAGAGACAGCAGCGCCCUAGAGAGAAACAAGCUUCUGAAGACUAUAUCCAAGACAGGAUCCAGAGAGACCAGAGUUAUGGAGACACAUCACUGUGACUCUUGUGGGAAGAGCCUUUCCUCAUCCAAUUCCCUCAAGAACCACAUAAUGAUCCACACUGGAGAGAAGCCCUACAGCUGUGACCUCUGUGGUAAAACCUUUAGCCGGGCUGGUACUCUCAAAGUUCACCACAGGAUCCACACUGGAGAGAAGCCCUACAGCUGUGACCUCUGUGGUAAAACCUUUAACCAGGCAGGCCAUUUCAGAGCUCACCGCAGGAUCCACACUGGAGAGAAGCCCUACAGCUGUGACCUCUGUGGUAAAACCUUUUGCCUGGCUAGUACUCUAAACGUUCACCGUAGGAGCCACACUGAAGAGAAGCCCUUCAGCUGUGACCUCUGUGGUAAAACCUUUCGCCUGGCUGGUACUCUCAACGUUCACAGUAGGAUCCACACUGAAGAGAAGCCCUUCAGCUGUGACCUCUGUGGUAAAACCUUUAGCCAGGCUUGCAGCUUAAGAGGUCACCGCAGGAUCCACACUAGAGAGAAGCCCUACAGCUGUGACCUCUGUGGUAAAACCUUUAGCCUGGCUAGUACUCUCAACGUUCACCGCAGGAUCCACACUGGAGAGAAGCCCUACAGCUGUGACCUCUGUGGUAAAACCUAUAACCAGGCUGGCCAAUUAACGGUUCACCACAGGAUCCACACUGAAGAGAAGCCUUACAGCUGUUACCUCUGUGGUAAAACCUUUGGACGACUUGAAAGUUUCAGAGCUCACAGCUGGAUCCAUACUGGGGAGAAGCCCUACAGCUGUGACCUCUGUGGUAAAACCUUUACACGGGUUGACAGUUUAAGAGAUCACUGCAGGAUCCAUACUGGGGAGAAACCCUACAGCUGUGACCUCUGUGGUAAAACCUUUAGUAGCGCUUCUAUUUUCAGAGUGCACAGUAGGACCCACACUGGGGAAAAGCCCCACAGCUGUAAAUGCUGUGAUAAAGCCUUUUCUACCUCAGGUGGGUUGAAGAAACACAGCACGAUCCACACAGGAAAGAAGCCUUACAGCUGCCCACACUGUGACUACUCAGGUAAAACAAAUGGCAAUCUGAAGAGUCACCUGCGUAUCCACAAUAGAAAAAACCCAAAGCAGUGAUGUCUGGGGCCAAGCUGUCCCAGCAGUCACCACCUGAGAGAACUUCUGUAUGACCCACAGCUGUAAGAACUACUGGCCUACACCUACUGGGACAGCACAAGCAGUAACACACCAUGAAAAUGUAUUAUCAUGUGAUCCUGUGAUAGUAGACUUGGUGGUUCUGAUGUAGAGGGUUGCUAUGUCUCUCACCAAGUGAUCAUUUGCUAUGGUUUUUCAGAAUAUACUGACUAUAUUUCAGACAAUACUGACUGAUUAUGUUGAAUCUGUCUAUAUGUACUCGGACUAUAUUGAAGUCCUGUUGUUCUAUGAACCUUCUUUCUACAUACACUAGUUGUCGCUUUGGAUAAAAGUGCCUGCUCCGGAGGCAGAAGCGCUCAUUGCCACAGGCAGCAGCGCUCGCUGCUAGCUUUGUGACGAAUUUGACGUCAGAUGCAUCACAAAGCAAGGGAAUCAGCAGAGGAGAUAAACAGUGGGCUGAUGUCUGAGUUUUUGGUAUUUAUGAUUCUAGUUCAUUGUAGAAAGACCUUAAAACAGGGUUUAUCAUCAAAAAACCUUCACUAAUGAUUUAAACAUCGAAAAAUAUUGUAGUUAUGUGUAGCCAGGUGAACUAUGGGUAGGAUUGUUCUUGAGCGGUUCAAAUACUAUUGUUUGUUUUAAUAUAAGUUUGGUGCUUAAAUAGUGGCUUCUUUUGGUUGGGGUUACACUCACCUUAAGAGCAGUUCACGUUUAGCUCAUGAGGGUGUUGAAAUUGCGUUUCACGUCACAAAGUUAGCACGGGUUGAUGACUGGAAGAGAUAGCAUCCAAUACAGGAAUUCUUGCCGACAAAAUUAGAAAUAAGGAUUAAAAAUGUUUACUUUUCAUUAAUGGGCCAUCGAUGUUGGUGGAUGAGAAAACUGUGAAUUUAACGGACCAAUAUUUGUUGUUGAUAUUGCUGGUUGUAUUUCUGGUUUCCGUGUGUGAUUUAGCACACAGGCUGUACACCGGAGAGAAAGUGAGUUUAUAUCAAGAAAUGUCAUGAACAAUGGUUAAUUGUCAACAAAAUGUUUUAAUUUACCAAUGUACUCUGUGUGGCUCAACCAUUGUAUUUUGUUUCUUUUCUUUCAUUAUUCAGAAGAGAGCCACUACUGUACUGUUAAUGCCUAUCUUGUGCCUAUUUUAGGACGUCAGUAGAAAUAAGUAUUUUUGUUCCGAAAGCUCCUCAGUGCUUAAAUAUUAAUACUGUUCUCACUGAGUGCCGUCAGGGAAUAAAACCCCCCAAAUAAAUAUAAAUAAUCUAUAUUCCUGUGUCCGGUCUUACUAUUACCAGGCCACUGUAUGCGUUAUUAUGCUAUGAUUUUGGCCCACUUGAGAUCAAAGUGGGCAGUAUUUGGCCCCUUAACUAAAAUAAGUUUGAUACCCCUGCAUUAGACUGCAUAACCUGCUGUGUGUCUAAUAUAAACUUAGAUAAAGUUUCUCUUUGGGUUAAAUGAACGUCUUCAGAUGUGCAAUUUGCAUCCGCGAGAGAAGUUACUCACAAAGAAGUGGAAACGGUGAAAGUUAGCUCGUCAGCAUCUCACCAUAUCACGCAGUCGGGGAACACCUUAGCAGGGCGGGCUAUUUAAACAGGUUAUCACUGCACUCUGCAUUGCUUAGUGCGACACAGGAUGCUCUCUGUUUCAAUGUGCUGCCUCCACCUCCCCGGCCUCCACCCUUGGUUCUGUGUUCCUUUCGUAGGGGGAAUGCGUCGCUGCUCUCUGCUCGGAUGUCGAGACGGUGUCUCCGUUGGGUGCGGCAGGCAGCAGCUGCAAGAAUAGCCAUUAUGC